CUUAAAGAUCAUCAUUUGACGGCUAAACAGCUAUCCUUAAUCUGAAAGUCCCUCUCAAAGAACGUUAAUCAUACCACAAUCAUGGCAGAGACACUUUGCACUGUGAAUGGAUGCAAUGGAGUCUGGAUAGUGACUUCCUUCAAUGCCGGAGUGGCUAUCGGCGGGUACGCGAUGUGGUAUCUUUUGAAUAGGCAAACUGGGGAGACGAGAACUGCCGCCGAGUACGAAUGCACGAUUGUGGGAUCCGACAAUGAGACUAUAUACUAGACUAGCUCAUGUUGAUGUUGUGUACUUGAAUGAAGAGGGGCUGUGAUGACAGUUGGAUGAGGAAUUCGUGGUACUUGGAUAUGCAGCACGGGAUAUUCUGUACAUGGCUGGAGGGGGGCAGCGGAGUGGUCCAAAGGGGGGAGUAUAGAAUAAUCCUGGAUAGCAUAUUAUGUACUUCGCACAUAUUUGGUUUCCUGUAGUUUGAUUGAAAUUGCUUUAAGGUCACAUGAGACCUUUUAUGUAAAGAUCGUUUGGAAUUAAACUAUACACACCGUCUGAACGGAGGCUUUGGUUCAUACUGAGACG
Aspergillus alliaceus is the source of this 573-nucleotide messenger RNA. RefSeq lists its product as uncharacterized. NCBI's taxonomy places the organism in Eukaryota, Fungi, Ascomycota, Eurotiomycetes, Eurotiales, Aspergillaceae. The transcript is spliced from 2 exons. The record is from RefSeq and is a predicted model, not a curated record. Bases 82 to 267 code for a protein of 61 amino acids.